Molecule: messenger RNA, 465 nt
Organism: Plasmopara halstedii
Lineage: Eukaryota; Oomycota; Peronosporomycetes; Peronosporales; Peronosporaceae
Exons: 4
Coding region: 1-465 (154 amino acids)
Source: RefSeq, a predicted model, not a curated record
AUGCUUCUGAGCAAAUUUCGUUUUAGUGCAUUUAAAGCCAAAGUCGACGUUUGUACGCAGCCCUUUCAACAUCAGACGCUGUUAGCGUUCCUUGUAAAAAAAAUAUCGAAGCCGAACAGAACAAACAGGGUCCUCACUACCACAAAGUACACUAGCAUGGUCAUGCUUGCCUCAACCGGCAAUAUGUGCUUGCAUAAACAGCACAAGAAGCUCUUUUUGCGUGAAGUAAAGUAUCGCGCAAUCACCACGGGACACCGCAAAGUAAGUGAAAGGAUGAAAAAUUGGACUAGGAUGCUGGGCAAGUACCAGCUUGUGCGCAUUCGAUGCUACACAAGCACAUCCGUGGAUCGCAUUAUGCUUUUAGGUCUCACGCAAAGUCGGACUUACCCACUUUUCAAACUAUCAAUUAAAUGUUCCACUUUUGGAUUCAGUUCUAAAAUCGAGUUUGAGAACCUAUGCUUUUAA